AUGCCAGAAUUUGAUGGACAUCUGGCCAUCGAUAUGGAGAACAAUCCGAAGACAAUGAUAGAUAGGCGUCGAUCGGUGACCAAGAAGUUUAAAAUAUUGAUCACCGGUGGCAACGGGUUUUUGGGACAACAAUUGGCGGCCGCUUUGCUUCAGCCGACAAAUGAACUCAAGUUUGAUGAACUGAUUUUGGUCGACAUCUUUAAGCCGAUGAGUCCAAUCAAAGACGAUAGGGUCCGGUGUCUGGUCUUCGAUCUCACUCGAAGUCAAUCAUACGACGAAUUAUUUCACACUAAUAUCGAUAUUAUCUUUCAUUUGGCUGCUGUGGUCAGUGGACAGGCAGAGAAAGACAUGGAAUUAGGACACAAAGUCAAUGUUGAGGCAACACAUCUCAUACUGGAAGCAAUUCGACAACGAAACCGACCGCUCACUCGACUUGUGUUUGCCAGCAGUUGCGCUGUCUAUAGUUGGCCGCAAUCGUGUUUGGAUCGGGACAUCGAUGAGAGGACACAAGUUUUACCGCAUUGCACUUAUGGUUACCAAAAAGCGAUUAGUGAACACUUGAUAUCCGAUUACACCCGUCGGGGUUAUAUUGACGGACGUAUACUACGAUUGCCGACAAUUACAGUACGUCCGGGUGUUGCCAAUCAAGCCGUUACCUCAUUUGUUAGCGGUAUUAUUCGGGAACCAUUGAACGGUGUUGUGGCUAAAUGCCCGGUGAAUCCAACAACUCGUGUUUGGAUAAGUAGUCCCGAAGUUGUUAUUAAAAACUUUAUACACGCGGCCCGACUCCCGGCCCUAGCAUUUGGUGUCCACACACUCGUCAAUCUUCCAGGUAUUACAGUUUCGGUCGACGAUAUGGUGUCCGCUUUGGCCGUUAUUGCCGGUAAAGAAACGGCUGAAUUGAUUCGGUUUGAAUACAAUGAAGAUAUUGACCGAAUUGUAUCCUCACUGUCCGUCACCUAUGAUGUGACCCGAGCUCUUAAUUUAGGUUUUUCCCGCGACACCGAUGUCUCCCAUAUUAUACAUAAUUAUAUGGACUCCGAACUCACGGACACUGACUCGUCAUCGGACGACACGACCGAUGAGGACAGUGACAACUGA
Messenger RNA from Oppia nitens, 1101 nucleotides. Its product is annotated as D-erythronate dehydrogenase-like. The record is from RefSeq and is a predicted model, not a curated record. The coding region runs from base 1 to 1101 and encodes 366 amino acids. NCBI's taxonomy places the organism in Eukaryota, Metazoa, Arthropoda, Arachnida, Sarcoptiformes, Oppiidae. The transcript has a single exon.